Messenger RNA from Heterobasidion irregulare TC 32-1, 944 nucleotides. RefSeq lists its product as uncharacterized. NCBI's taxonomy places the organism in Eukaryota, Fungi, Basidiomycota, Agaricomycetes, Russulales, Bondarzewiaceae. Gene Ontology annotation, cellular component: cytoplasm. The record is from RefSeq and is a predicted model, not a curated record. The coding region runs from base 89 to 823 and encodes 244 amino acids. Gene Ontology annotation, molecular function: glutathione transferase activity. The transcript is spliced from 5 exons.
CACCAUUCCUUCCACACUCACCCUCCUCAACAUCCUCUUUAUCUCACUUCUCCUUCCUCUGUUCAUUCAACGUAAAGAAGAAAUAGACAUGGCCGCCGCUCAAGCUGCACAGAUCACUUUCUACACUGCAAAGGUCUGCCCUUUUGCCCAGCGGGUCGAGCUUGCAUUCGCAGAGGCUGGCGCACAGAUCAACAAAUACCUCAUUGAUCUGCAAGCCAAACCCGACUGGUACGCUCCCAAAGUCAACCCCGCCUCCAAGGUUCCCGCAGUAGCCUAUGGCGGUCCCGUGGUUCCCGCCGACCAACCCUCCUCAGAGAGCACCAAAAUCGUUGAAUCCCUCGUCCUCCUCGAAUUCGUCGCCGACCUCUACCCCAAUGCGCAGCUCCUCCCCUCCUCCCCCCUCGACCGUUCCCGCGCCCGCUAUUUCAUCGAUGUCGUCUCUAACAAAGCUGUCCCGGGCUUCUUCUCGAUGGUCAUGAAAGCCGAAGGCCCCGAUGCGCUCUUCCGCGGGCUCGAGGAGAUCCAGUCGCUGCUCCCUCCUGAGGGUGGCUUUGCUGUUGGCGAGAAGUGGUCGAUCGCGGACGCGGCGAUCACGCCGUUCUUGGGCCGCACGGAUCUGCUGUUGAGGAACGAUAUCGGGAAGUACCCUGUGGGCGAGGGCCCGAAGGUGCACGCGGAGAUCUUCCAAGGAGCGCGGUUCGCGCGCCUGCAGAAGUAUUUCGCAGACGUGACGGCGCGUGAGAGCUGGCAAAAGACGUUCUUCCCUGACCACAUUGUCGAGAAAAUGAGCAAGAUUCUUGCACGCCCGGCUCCUAAAGUCUAGAUGGUAUGGAGGAUUUCAUGAUAUGACUCAAUGUACACGUAUCCAAGCAGCAUGUAACAAAGAUGCUCCAAUUAACAUCCAACCCCAGUCUGCUUCGAAUUACAGAUGCAAGUCUCGUUUC